Molecule: messenger RNA, 1811 nt
Organism: Heterotrigona itama
Lineage: Eukaryota; Metazoa; Arthropoda; Insecta; Hymenoptera; Apidae
Source: the annotation of a GenBank genome assembly
AUUCAAUCAUAUUGAGCAGACUAAUGCGCUGCUUGGACAUUUGGUGACAAGAACUCGAUAAAUUCUAGAACGAGAUAUAUCAGUCUAUCCUGUUGAUCGUACAAUUGAGCGAUAAAAAGGUUUAUGUUACAACAAUUAAAUUAUCCGCGUUCGAAGAUUGUUGCGAUCAUGCGCUGGCACAGGAAACUGGAGAUUUAAUGUUGAACAAAGGCACGAGAAUAAAUUACAAAAGUGGAAAGAAUGCCGAGUUGCGGCAGCCUGUUCAGAAUCAUUAGACGGCGCCUCGUACUUGGCCUCAUCUUCGCUUUGUCACUUACCUACUGCGCUUUUUCACUUUUUCGCAACGAGCUUUGGAUAAUGAUCUCGAUGACAUGGAUCCUAUGAUAAUUAAUGACAAUAACGACGACUUGAUCUCUGAUGAUGAUGCAUUGUCAGAACAAUUGAGAGCAUCCGGUAAACCACCACUGUGGCAGAUGGCAAUUGUUGAUCAAGGGGCAAACGAGAAUUUAUUGAACGUAGAGGCGAUGCCGAAUUUGAAUGACACUGAUAUUGUGGUUCAUUCUUGUCGUAAUUCCAUCCAGGGCAAAGUUCUAAUAGUAGAUGAGCGUGGUAUUGUAUGCUCUAGACAAGAAAUUUUGUCGAAUGGCUGCUGCAACAUGGAACAGAAAGAUUCUAAUAAAAAUGAAGAUACACCAAAUAUAGCUAAAAAAGAGAGGUAUAGCUGUAAAACAUGUAACGCUCAAGGAUGCUGCGCUAUCUAUGAAUAUUGUGUUUCUUGCUGCCUACAUCCUGGCAAGCAAAUAAAAGGAAGAAAAGAUGUGCUAUUAGGUCUGCUUCGAGACAAUCACAAAGCACACAGGGACCAAGAUGCAGUAAAGAAACGCCUGCGCAAUUUAGAUCGCUUUCAAGUUUGUCUGGCUGCAUGUCGUACUUCCAGUGCAAGCGUCCGCCAUGAGAAUACCUAUAAAGAUCCACAUUCGAAACAUUGUUAUACACUUCAACCACCAUCACAUCAAAGACACCGUCGUGAUAUUGAUUCAUAUAAUAAUAAUGACGACAACUCUGUUGUCGUUGCAUCUUUUUCUGUUAUGCCGUUACUUACCCUCUUCUCUCCCUUUUGCCUACUUAUACAUGCAAAUAACAAUUCGCUCUUACUAUCGUGUAACUAUCACUCACCGAUAUUAUUCGAGUAUUACUCUCACGUACGGCCAUCUUAAAAUACAAACUAAAUUUACUCUACAAUGUUUUUCAUAAAAAUGAUUAAAGUCCGCGUAUAGGGUUGGAUUUCUAACGCAAUACAUUCCGAUAACUAAUAUUUAAGUUAGAGGGAAGUUCUCCUUCUGAGAUACGAGUUUAAAUUUUACUCAUCUGAUUGAUAACUAUUUUAAAAUCUUGGAAGGACUUGAUUUCCAUUCUUUGAUAUUUCAAAAAAAUCUACGAAAUUUUCACAAAAGUUUUUAUUUAACUGCUGAAGAUAGAAAGAAAUUAGAAUUGGAAAAGAAAGUAGUUCGAUUUGAAAUCGAAGUGAUAUUUGAAACUAUUAACAUUUGAAACAUGUUACACUUGAACAACCUAGUUUUAAAUAUGUUACUUGAGAUCUAGAGAAAUAUUGUUUUAACCCACGAACAAAUAGCACCGGUUAACAAAAACGUCUUUCUGACAAUAUUUGGCUAUAAAUCUCAUGUUUCAUAUUAUAAAACUUGAUCCAUUUAUAUAAUUUAUUUUCUCAAAAUUUAUAUUUUCUGUAGAGGAUGUGUUCUUUUGUCCUUGGCGCGUACCCGAGACGCAGUACCGUUGGGCCCAUAAAAUAA